Molecule: messenger RNA, 2165 nt
Organism: Phytophthora nicotianae INRA-310
Lineage: Eukaryota; Oomycota; Peronosporomycetes; Peronosporales; Peronosporaceae
Exons: 1
Coding region: 91-2133 (680 amino acids)
Source: RefSeq, a predicted model, not a curated record
AGAAGGAUCUCUCUACCCAAUUUCAGUUGCAACGACCCGACCAUUGGAGUCUUUGCUCUCAUAAUAGCUGUCGCCACUUCCGAAGUAGCCAUGGCGUCAACGAAGGAAGCACGGGUGGAGGCACUCCAGUCGAUGGGGACGAUCGAGUCGAUGGAAUCUGCUGGCAAGUUUGAGUUUAUUCGGCUACUUCACCGCGUUAUAGUAUUCGCCAUCGCGCUUUGGUAUGUCGGUAUCUCAUUCAAAGCGUUUCUGGCGUCGAUCACGGUGCUACGAGGUUUCGAGUCUAAGGACUUGGGGACAACCAUUCACGAGUCGAAGCUCAUUGUCGACUACGCUGGAGAUACGGCGAUCAACGAGAGUCCACUGGUUCAAGGAGUUCUGAAAGGAUCAACCGAUCUGCGGAACGACUCGAUCUUCCUCUUAUCUGACACUGAGGUCUCGUUCACAGAGUGCAGAAACGUUCCUGGAUACGACGAAUCCGUUAAUGGCAACACCUUUUCACGGUUUAUCUUCACGUCGUUGCAGUCACACGCUACAAAAGAUCUCGAAUAUCUCACUGACGUAGAGUUGAUCUCCCCGAUUAUCGAUUGUUCGCUGGAUCUGAUCGUCGCAACGGAUGAAGCUGUGACACAACUUCGAAUGUACUAUUUGGUGCGUCAAAAGAACGAUACAAAGGAGACGAUGCUGCUGUCUGCUUUGGUUUCCACUCAGGACUUCCAAGUGGAUCAGCAGUAUCAGAGUGGAGCAGCUUUGGUUGUCGUUCUUGCACCCAUCCAAGACAUGCAAGCCACGGAAGUGACGCAUCAAUUUGCCAUUGCUUUUAACUAUCCAUACGAAUCCGAGCCUCACUUUAUGAGCGCUGAGUUUCUUGGCGUUGAGAGCGACAACUUUUGGCUCUUUAACAGCCUGCCUCGACCUCACAGUAUCGACCCAGCGAGGGAAGUUCGUACAGCAUACCGGAUGGGAGGCUACAUUGACGACCCUGUGGCUCAAUCCAACAUUGAAAUUAUCCACUGGAACUUACCAACUGAUCCUGCAACUGAACUGAGGAACUGGGAAUGGCACGCAUUGGCUUCCCUACACGAUUCAUGGGCGUGGACGCACAGCAUUCACGGCAUCUUCGCAAUCGACGUGCUAUUCGAUCUUGGAGUACUAUUUUUCGUCAUCUACCAGAGACUACGCAAAGGACAUUUCUGGGUAGGUGACGCGUUCGCUACGAUCUCUAAUGCUCUUCUUUAUCGUGGUGUACUCGUGUUUGUAUCCAACCAUCUUAACGGAUACUACACACUCACAGAGUUCUGUCUUGCUAUCGGAAGUGAGCUGGCAGGUCGUCGUUUGGUUCACUAUCGUCCCGAACUGGCUCACGCUGAUCUGCUUACUUUUUUCUUAAACGUAACAAGUGUUCUGAGUUACUUUUUCCAUGAGAGAAUCGACCCGGUGCUUGCGUUUGCUGCGUUCGAGUUCGGGUUCGCUUACCGCGUUGAGCUUGUCGAUGCGCUGCCCGCUUUACGAGAAGUUGUGGUCGACUUUGCAGAAGAAGACAACUGGCUUGGAGUCAUCAAUGUCAGUCCGUUCCUCGCGCAGCUAUCGCCUAUGAAAUUCUGGACCAUUCACGAGAUCACCGUCGACCGGAAGGCUGUUGUGAUAUCUACGGUGAUCUGUAUCUUCAGUACUAUGGUCGGGUUGGUGGGUUACAUUAUCGUUAGAAAAAUCAUUCGACACUGUCAACGCAAGAGUGAAGAUCGGACGAAGACGUACAAUACCGACUCGGAAGGCACUACGCAGCAGGAAGGACAGCUAACUUCCUUCGAAACAGCUACAGGUGCAGCCCUGAGUAAACGCUAUGGUGUGAUUUCAGGCUACGAUAACUACAUUUUUCGAAACAGAAAACGCUACGCUUCCAUCGAUGCAGUGUACGGAAAUGGGUAUCUCAUUGCAAACCACAAAUAUCUGGUGGCGACGGAGGAUAUUUUUUCAUUGCUGGUUAUGAAGCUCACCCGCGUGCGCUUUACGAACAUAUAUGUGUACACGAUCUUGACAAAUGGCGGCGUGAACCAAACUGCACAACUAGUGUACCCACACACCAUUCCUUGGUCGGAUCUAGCGCAUCUGGGCGUCGUAAAACUUGCAUAACUAGCGAAAUAAAGAAAACAUAACUUCCGAAA